UUGUUCUGGCUUGCGAGAGAGCAGUUUCGAAAUCUUCAACGAGGGACAAGGCCAAGGUGGUUCGUAAAAUGCAAUGAGCUGAUUGGUCACUCACCUUCCCCGGAAGUGUUUGCACACCCAGAUCGGUCACUCACCGUGAACUUCUCGUCGCGCUUUACGCGAAUCCAUCUGCCGUCCAACCUUUCCCACCCCACCUUCUCACACAAAAAUGCCACCCGAUCCCCUUCUCGAUGAAGAGGAGCAAUAUGCUUCAUCCGAGGAUUCCGAUUUCGCGCCCGAUGCGGCCGCGGAUCAGGCCUCAGACCAUUCUGGAUCCGAGGACGACGGCGACAAACCGACCAAGAAACGAAAGCCGGUAGACGAUGUGGAUGCGGCCGAUGCUGGCUACGACAACUCUGGCGACGAAGCGAUUAUCAAGAAAGGAGAGAAGCGACGGAAGAAGAGGUCGAAGCGAGUGGACGAGGAUGACGAAGGCGGCGAGGGAGGGUUGAUCAAGACUCGAAGGCAGCGCGCAGCAGAAAAAGAAGAGCGCAAGUAUGCCACAAAUACCGAACCAGUCACUGUCGAUGUCGAUGCUCUCUGGGCACAGAUGAUCGCAGGACCAGCAGUCGCUGGGACGAAGACCGACGAAGCGCAAGACGGCAGCGGCAAGCCAGACACAGAGGCCGCGAGCUCCAAAGAAACUAGUGAUGACAAGCAGUCAGGCGACUCUACGGCACCCGACGACUCGUCAGCGAUGAUCCGUAUCAAGCGCACAUACAACUUCGCCGGCCGAGUCCACACAGAGGAGAAGCUAGUGCACCGCGACUCCGCCGAAGCAAAGCUCUACCUCGCAUCGCAAGCACCAGAUGCACCCUCAGAGGAACCUGCCGCCAAGCGCAUCACUAAAAAGGCAUUCCGCUCCGCCUUUGAGCCGUUGACCGAUCCGCUUCCCCAACGCGCAGAUCUCAACCUCGGGAUGGCAGCGCUGAUCAAAGCUGGCAAAGAGGCGCAGGCAAAGAAGCUCAAUACGGUGGAAAAGAGUCGUAUGGAUUGGGCUGGCUACGUGGACAAGGAAGGCAUCAAAGAUGAACUCGAGUUGGCGGGCAAGUCCAAACAUUCAUACACGGCCAGGGAGGACUUCCUGGCGAGGAGCGAGGCGAAAAGGGACGAGGACUCAAGAAGAGCAAGAAUGUCUGGACGGGUAUAAAAGAGCACUGGAUUAUCGAUGGAGUUUGGGAUAUAAUACCACGGAUUGGUUUUCUUGUACACUCGAUUGUACAAUAUGAGCAGGGAAAUUUGGGCUCCUCAGCAU
This is a messenger RNA of Ilyonectria robusta, 1294 nucleotides long. RefSeq names its product bucentaur or craniofacial development-domain-containing protein. The transcript has 2 exons. NCBI's taxonomy places the organism in Eukaryota, Fungi, Ascomycota, Sordariomycetes, Hypocreales, Nectriaceae. The coding region runs from base 209 to 1189 and encodes 326 amino acids. The record is from RefSeq and is a predicted model, not a curated record.